ACUGGAUCCAAAAGCUGCUGCUGUCCCACACACGACCCAGAGGAAAGUUAAAGGGUUAAAUGAUUUAAAAGACAGAACUAAAAAAGACAGAAAUGUGCAAACGUACAUGUUCAGAUGUACAAAGUCCACCUCAGAGAACCGGGAAUUCUGGUGAACGGAGCAGAACAUGUAGGAAAAGGAUUAUGCAUCAGUCACUGAGGUCACAUUUCAACCUCCUUCAUGGUGAAUGAGUUAGACAUUCACCCCCGUCCCUGUCUCUGUCUCUGUCUCCGUCUCUGUCGUGCAUUUGAGCUCUCACUCACUGAAAGGCAGUGACUGCAAAAGGGAAGGUUAUAGUUUCUACAUUUAAAUCGAACAACAAAAAGACGAUGACUUCGCUGCUGCAUGUGAAUCCCAGAGUCAGAGGCAUCGGAGUCUCCUCACAGGUCGGGCUGCAGAGUCUGGCUGCACAAAUCACACAACAGAUCUCCAUGGGGGCAGCGAAACCCUUUAAGGAGGUGAUUGACGUUAGUACCAUUGAUCCACAGAGAGCAGGAAUGAAGCCCAUCUCUUUUAUUCGACAGGUCUUGGCCACGUGUCUUUACCCUCAGCUGCUGGACGACAGAAGUCUUCCUCAGGAUGUCAAACUCAGAGCUCAGAGGCUGCUGGAGGCCUGUGAUGGAGGAAGCGUGGGUUCAUACACGGCCUCAUCUGGGCUGCUUCAUGUCAGGAGAAGCAUCGCUGAGUUCAUCACGAGACGAGACGCUGGAGUUCCUUCAUACCCUGAAAACAUCUUCGUUUCUGCUGGUUCUCAACGAGCACUGAUGGUUGUUUUGAAGCUGCUGGGCCGUGGGGAGGGGGACACUCGUACGGCCGUGCUGACCCCCGUCCCUCCCCCGCACACUCUGCCGGCCGUGCUGGACGAGGCCCAGGUGACCCCGGUGCCGUACCUGCUGGCGGAGGAGCGAGGCUGGGCCCUGGACCUGGACGAGCUGCGCCGAGCUUUAGCGGCCGCUAGAGGGCGCUGUGAGCCCAGAGCCAUUUUCAUCAGCAACCCGGGAAACCCCACAGGUCACGUGCAGGACAGGAAGUCGAUAGAGGACGUGAUCAGGUUGGCAGCAGCUGAGAGACUCCUGCUGUUAGUGGACGAGGUGUAUCAGGACAGCGUGUUCGGACCCAACACAGAGUUUGUGUCCUAUAAGAAAGUCCUGUUUGAGAUGGACGAAGAGUUCGCAGAGACAGUGGAGCUGGUCUCCUUCCACUCUUUAUCCUGCACCACCAUAGGAGAGUGUGGUCUGAGAGCAGGAUACAUGGAGGUGGUGAACAUGGACCCGGGGGUGAUGCACUUUGCAGACACGAUGCUGUGCACCGAUAUCAACACUCCAGUGACGGGGCAGCUGGCUCUGGAUCUGCUGGUGAACCCACCGACGCCCGGAGACGAUUCGUACGACACGUACACGCAGGAGACUCUUCUAACUCGGGCCACUCUGACCCACAAUGCACAGCACGGUCAUGAGCUCCUGAGCGACCUACCGGGGAUGAGCUGCCAGCCAGCGAUGGCUGGGGUUUACCUUUAUCCCCGUCUGCAGUUACCAGCUGAGAUCAGAGAGCAGGCCGAGAGCCUGGGGGUGGACGCUGAUGUUCUGUACUGCCAGAAGUUACUGGAGGAGGAGGGUGUGUUCGUGGGUGCGGGUCAUCAUGGAGGGACGACUGGCAGCCACCAUCUGAGGUUGUGUGUUCUCGUCCCCCGGGACACCCUCGAGGACGUCCUGGCUCGUCUCGGCUCCUUCCACCUUCGCCUCAUGGAUCCGGACGGAGGAGUGGGAACAAGCAGGGAAACGACUUUCUAGACCAACAAAAUGUUAAGAUGAAUUUUAACAAAGUCACGAUAAUAAGUAAAUGUACACGACUGGUAUCAAACCAGGAGCAGGGAGCAUGUUAUUAGCUUAGCUCGCUAUCCUGAGCUAACACGGUAUCACAGAGUCAGGUGAACACUUUCAUUCUUUUUGCCCUAAAGCACAUUUCUGGUUUGGUAAAUAGCUUCAGACUCUCUUUUCAGAACUCCAGCAGGUGAUGUCAGGGUUGGUUUGUCCAUUGUUUCUAAAGUCGAUGGUUCUUUUUACUUUCCGUCAAUGAUUGUUUGAGUGAAUGUAGUGAGUGCGUGAUCUCAUUAACAUGUAAAAGGUCCUAAAGAAACUAAACUUUUGGUUUAAAAUAUGUUGACACACCCAGCAAUGGUUUAUUUGCUGAAAAACUACCUGCAAACUCUUUUACCAUCUAAUUUUUCCAGUUAAAGGUUCCAAAAUCUUGAUCUCUAAAGAAUAAAUGUGACUGCAAAUAAAUAGGAUUUAUACAAACAAUAAAGACAACAAAAAAAAAGCUGUUCAUGUAUUUGGUUUCUGUCCUUGUGCAGGAAAAGAUGGACUGAAAAAAAUCUGAAUUUCAAAUCUCUGAAUUUCUUCUCUGAGCUGCUAUAAAUAUAUAUGAUGUUCACUGAACUGCAUUGGCUUUUGUCUUUGUCUUUAAAGGUCCCCUAAUCCCCCUGGUUUCUUUUUCAGCAGAAGUAAAAUGGGACUUUAUGGUUAAUUAUGAUCAUAUGACAGAUAAUUAAUCAGAUGCCAGUAUAAACUUUAUGCAUGUAGAAAGUGUCCCUGUAUUUUUUUAUGGUUAAAAAUAAUGAACUCCUUCAAAGUGCCACGUUAUCGUCAUUAACUCCAGAUGUUGUGAGUGGAGGCAGAUGUGCUGAGGAGGAAGGCGUUAGUUUGUGGGAUGGGCAGCGAGAACAGGGAGGAUGAUGAAAACAUUCACGUCAGGUGAGAAGAAGAUCAAGGUUUUAGAGUUUGGAUCUGAAGACGCGUUUUCACAAACUGUUUCUAAACUGAAGUAUUUCAUCCUCCACUAUGAUCAUCAAACAAGACCAGCGUUCAUUUUCUUCCUGUUUUGAUCACAGGUGUUUCCCUACCUGUGUGUUAAGGCUGUGUUUCUCCCUCCUCCCUCCCUCCUCCCCCAUCCUCCCUCCUCCCCCAUCACCAGGCUGAGCGUUCUGGCUCCUCCUGCUGCUCUGGAGGAGGUCUUGGCUCUUCUUCCUUCUUUCCACCAGCACCUGUUGGACAGAUUUCCCUGACGCAGAUAUCAAAGACACAGGCUUAAAAAAAAAGAAAAAGAAAAGAAAAAAUAUCAAAGCGUCUUGUCUUGUCUUUCAGCCCGAAUAAUGUAGAUCAUAAUGUAGCUGCAGUCCUUUCUGAUAAUAUGUAUGAACACGUCUUCAUGCUUUACUUAUUGAAGUUUUGCCUAAAAGGUAUAUUUGUUGCACGCGCAAAUAGAAACGCUCACACACUUAUUGUCGUCCGAUCCAACGAAAAUCACCCACAUCUGCUUCGCUGCUCUCACACACUAGAACUCGAAGAGGUCAGACCUGUCCAACAUGUGACUCCUCCAUCUUAAUGCUUUACUAAUAAAAUAUAACCUUUGAGUUGGAUGUUUAACUAAACCAAAAAAAGCCUUUUACUGUGACAAAAAAUGGGUUAAACUGGGUCAAUCCGACCUCCAGGUCCCUAAAUGCAAAUGCUUUUAAUAAAUGAAUAAACCAGAUAUGUUGUUUCAGUGAAGGAUAGAUGCUGCAGCGUCCUCUCGUAUCUGUCCUAACUCGUCCUCCGUCUCUUCAGGGGGACUCAGGUGGACCUCUGAAGGCAGAUGGUCCAUUCACGCCGUGACCAGCUUCGUCUCCUCUCGAGGAUGCAACACUCCCAUGAAGUCCACGAUGUUCACCCAGCACCCUCCUCCUUCACCGAGUGGAUCAGUGACGUGAGUUUCCACUCGGAACGACUGCU
Messenger RNA from Mugil cephalus (flathead mullet), 3809 nucleotides. RefSeq names its product alanine aminotransferase 2-like. Lineage: Eukaryota; Metazoa; Chordata; Actinopteri; Mugiliformes; Mugilidae. Bases 369 to 1829 code for a protein of 486 amino acids. Gene Ontology annotation, biological process: biosynthetic process. Gene Ontology annotation, molecular function: L-alanine:2-oxoglutarate transaminase activity; pyridoxal phosphate binding. The transcript has 11 exons. The record is from RefSeq and is a predicted model, not a curated record.